Molecule: messenger RNA, 774 nt
Organism: Kuraishia capsulata CBS 1993
Lineage: Eukaryota; Fungi; Ascomycota; Pichiomycetes; Pichiales; Pichiaceae
Exons: 1
Coding region: 1-774 (257 amino acids)
Cellular component (GO): cytoplasm; nucleus
Molecular function (GO): heat shock protein binding
Source: RefSeq, a predicted model, not a curated record
AUGGCAGUCCCUUUUCCCGAUCUGGACCCUUAUGAGGUUCUCGCAGUGGCAAAGGAAGACCCUCCUGCCACAAUCAAAAAGGCAUACUACAAAAAGUGUCUGAAACACCACCCGGACAAGAUAGCAGAGGCUACCGAGUCAGACAAGACCGCUUUUGAGCGCGUACAAUUUGCAUAUCUUGUUCUCUCAGAUGCGUCCAGGCGACAACAGUAUGACCGGACAGGUUCGCUGGAGCAGCACGACAUUGAAAGCGACAUAAACUGGAAGGAUCUGUUUGAUUCGCUGAGGCAGGACGUCGAGAUCACCGAGCAAUUGAUUGAACAAGACAAGAAGGCAUACCGGGAUGGAGACGAAGAGAUAGAGGACAUUCUGCAGGCUAUGGAGUAUUACAAUGGAGACUUCCCCAAGUUGUUCGAGGCGAUUCCUCAUCUCGAAUUCUCAGAAAAAGAAGAGAAGCGUGUGUUUGCAAUUGUGACUGACUUAGUCGCGAAUGGAGAUCUCGAGAGCAAUUCCAAAUGGAAAAAUUACCAGAAAUCCAGAAAGCAACAGAUCCGCAAACUUUUGAAGGCCACCGACAAAGAGGCCGCGGAAGCAGAGGAGAUGUUAAAGGAGAUCAAGGCCAAGCGCAAGAUUGCAGAUGGCGAGGACUCGCUCAAAGCGAUGAUUCAAAGCAAAAAUCGGGGGGCCUCUGGCUUCGAGGCGCAGAUCGAUCGGUUGGUUAGCAAGUACGAGAAUGAGGCUAAGCAGAAGAAGAAGAGGAAGGUGAAGAAGUGA